Hipposideros armiger (great roundleaf bat) is the source of this 6415-nucleotide messenger RNA. RefSeq names its product WAS/WASL interacting protein family member 2 (gene WIPF2). Bases 225 to 1544 code for a protein of 439 amino acids. Gene Ontology annotation, molecular function: actin binding. The record is from RefSeq and is a predicted model, not a curated record. The transcript has 8 exons. NCBI's taxonomy places the organism in Eukaryota, Metazoa, Chordata, Mammalia, Chiroptera, Hipposideridae.
CGGACGCUGGGGACGGUGGGAGCAGAUCCAUUUCCGGGUUGGCAAAAGGGGCGGCGGCGGCGAGAAAGGGAGCUUGCCGAGCAGGGCCCGAGCAAGACUGGACGAAGCCGGAGCGGAGGUGGCGGAGGACUCGCUCCCGGAGCCGCUGCGGCCAGGUAUAUGAGUGACCUAAAGCUGCAAAUUAAAACGGAGAGAGAGCAGUGCCAGCUGCGAGCAGGGCAAGGAUGCCAAUUCCUCCCCCCCCUCCACCCCCACCUGGUCCUCCUCCACCUCCCACUUUUAAUCAGGCAAACACAGAGCAGCACAAGCUGAGUCGAGAUGAGCAGCGGGGUCGAGGCGCCCUCUUACAGGACAUCUGCAAAGGGACCAAGCUGAAGAAGGUGACCGCCAUUAAUGAUCGGAGUGCUCCUAUCCUUGAGAAACCCAAAGGAAGCAGUGGUGGUUAUGGCUCUGGAGCAGGUGCCCUGCAGCCCAAGGGAGGUCUCUUCCAAGGAGGAGUGCCAAAGCUCCGACCUGUGGGAGCCAAGGACGUUUCAGAGAACCUAGUGGGUAAGCCAGCCCUACAAGUCCCCAGUUCUCGAGCUGCUGCCCCAAGGCCUCCAGUGUCUGCAGCUAGUGGGCGCCCUCAAGAUGAUACAGACAGCAGCCGAGCGUCACUCCCAGAACUACCCCGGAUGCAGAGACCAUCGUUACCGGACCUCUCUCGGCCUCACACCACCAGCAGUACGGGCAUGAAGCACAGCUCCUCCGCCCCUCCUCCACCACCCCCUGGGCGGCGUGCCAACGCACCCCCUACACCUCUGCCUAUGCACAGCAACAAAGUCCCAGCCUACAACAGAGAGAAACCCUUGCCUCCCACACCCGGACAGAGGCUUCACCCUGGUCGAGAGGGACCCCCUGCUCCACCUCCCGUCAAACCACCACCUUCCCCUGUGAAUAUCAGAACGGGACCAAGUAGCCAGUCUCUGGCUCCUCCUCCGCCGCCUUACCGCCAGCCGCCAGGGGUCCCCAAUGGACCUUCCAGUCCCACUAAUGAGUCAGCCCCGGAGCUGCCACAGAGACACAAUUCUUUGCAUAGGAAGACACCAGGGCCUGUCAGAGGCCUAGCACCUCCUCCACCCACCUCAGCCUCUCCUUCUUUACAGAGUAAUAGGCCACCUCCCCCAGCCCGAGACCCUCCCAGUCGGGGAGCAGCUCCUCCACCCCCACUACCAAUGAUCCGAAAUGGUGCCAGGGAUGCUCCCCCUCCCCCCCCACCAUACCGACAUGGGUCGGAACCUCUGAGCCGGGGAAAGCCCCCACCUCCGCCCUCAAGGAUCCCAGCCGGGCCACCCCCUCCUCCUCCACCACCUCUGAGGAAUGGCCACAGGGAUUCUAUUACCACUGUCCGAUCUUUCUUGGAUGAUUUUGAGUCAAAGUAUUCUUUCCAUCCAGUAGAAGACUUUCCGGCUCCAGAAGAGUAUAAACACUUUCAGAGAGUAUAUCCCAGCAAAACAAACCGAGCUGCCCGUGGAGCCCCGCCUCUGCCACCCACUGUCAGGUGAAGUCUGGCUUGGUCCUGUUCCUCAGGAAAAGGAUGGACCCACUCCUCUUCUCAGAUGGUCCCUUCUAUUCCCCUGAAAACCUGCAUGAGAGCUCCUAAUGUGUUUCUCCAGUGCAACCAACCUCUAGACUCCAAGCAUUCCCUCCAGCUCACCUCCAUCUAUGCAUCUCGUCUCUGGACUUGGUGAUUGGACUCUUUAUAUUGACAAUAGGGUCUCGAACCCUGCAUCCAUCCCUCCUCUAGCAAGCCCUGCUAGCCAGAUGAGGAAAAAGCUUCCAUGUCUCCUGCUUUCCUCUUGGGGAAAGGUGCCUUGUUGUGAUGAAUUAACUCAUUGUUGGGGCAGGGUGGAGAAAGGUACUCCUGCCUCCUCCUACCCACUGUGGGGGAAGCUUAGUGGUAUAUUACAUUUCAUCAUUUAGGAGGCUGACAUGACCAGGACUUUGGGGGCGGGGGAGGGGGCAUUUUUAGUGAAAAGGAGAGGAGUUUGCAGAGAAGUGAUCUGUUUUAAAGGUCAUGUUUGAAGAAAGGGUAAGGAAAUGGGUCUGCUUUAUUUUUAGGGGUAUUUUGGUUUUGCUCUUAUCCCACCCCAUACACUCACCCCAGGGAUAAGUUGGAUAUAAACACUAAAUACUAAUCAGUUGAACUAAACAGCUAAUAAAAAGAGAGGGUGAAAUAAACUGGGGAGCCUUUUAGAGCUAGUCAGUUUCUUUGCAGAGAAGGGACCAGAAGCCAUUUGAGUCCUCUGGGACUCCCUGCCCUAUUUCCUCAGGGUGCUGCGGCCGAGGGAUGUUUUUCCUCCCCCCACCACCCAGCCCUCAAGAGAAAAGUCAUAUUCAUUCAUUCCAGAUUCACAAACCCCCAAAAUUUCCAGUUGGAGGUAGGAAGAUAGGACUUUGGCAUUGGCCUUACCCUUGACCUUGAGUUCACCUCAGUCUUUUCUGACUGGCCCUGAAGGUCGCCAGCCCUUUCAGUCCUGUCCAGACACGUCAGUCCGAUGGGUGCUUCAUGAUGACCAAGAAGGGAGGGGUGAAGCACCUUGUAGAAGGGACCAGCUCUGUGGGCUACAAAAGACUAAAGCCUACUCAUUGCAGAGUUCACAACCCAUCUGACCAAACAGACUCUUCCUGUUUUCUCCACUACCCUUGCCUUCCUGAGACUUGCAGGGGUUAGCACAGCAGAGUAGAUACGGGUGAGGCAGCUUAUGGGGGGUGAUCAAAGAUUUCUCUGUUCCAGGAAGCGCAAAGACUUUGGUGAGGUGUUCCUCAGCCCAGUUGAUCUCCCUUGGCGGCCAACAAUAUGUUGUUUCUUCAUCUUCCAGGUCCUAGUUAAAGAGCACAGAGAAAAUGGAGGUUCCUGAUCUAGGUAGGAACUGAACUUAAAAGAUGGGACAGGGACUUCCCCUUCUCUGACAGCGGGAUGGAGCUCCUGGGCUCCACACUGAUGGUUAGGUUUGCUACAGCUCUUGCCAAGUACAGAGGCUACUCAAAACUUGGAGUAAGAGGAGGGAGGCCAUGGCGAUUCCAUGAAAUGGUUGGGGAAAGUCAGUUGAAACAUUUCACCAGAUACAUCACAGGCCUAAACCACCUUAGGGACCUUUCUGAUCUGUUGGAUCACAGACUAAGGGCCUGUGCAUGGUGCCAGGUGAAACGCCAGUCUUCCAAAUGCUAGAUGAGAGAGGGCUCGACGUGGGGUAUUUGUAUGGGUCUUCUGUGCUUUGUCAUCCCCUGUACCACAUUGACUCUUGGGACAAACCAGGACUAGGUCUGUCACCAAACUUUUUUUAAUCAUUAUUUAUCAUUUUUCAAAUCAAUUAGCAGUUAUCUCCCAACAGUUUCCCCAGCGUCAUGAAUUGAAUAGAGCUAAGAGAGGGGAUGCUAGUGGCGGGAAAGGGAGAGAAGAGAGUACAAGACUGGAUACCGCAGCAGUUCCAGGGUAGAUGCUGACCAGUUACUGAACUUGGACUGUGAAGUCUUCCCAUUUGUUUUUGAAAUGGGAGUUGAUGCCUUUUGUACAAUGUUAUCAAAGUGUAUUUUUUCCCCUUUACUCAAAUACGGAGCAUCAGAAUAAGUAUCACAAGUAAAAGCCAAACCCCAGCUUUUGAUUGGGGCUGAUAUCUUCCUGCCCUGCGACCUACUGUCCCUCAUUCCCCAGCAUCUGGACUGUGUCACAUGGGUAUUGUGCUUUCAUUUUCUUGGGCCUAGAUCUAGUCAGAUGAAUUUUCUUCUUCAGAGCAUGUUAGUGACACAGUACUUAUUUAAAUGUCUCUGCCUUAUACGUUAUUUGGUCCCUCUGUUAAUAACAGAUUUAUUAUCAUGUAUAUUUACUAUCGAAGAAUGGGAAUGUGAUCCUCAUAGUUAUUGAUCUAUUUUGUAUGUUGUAAAAAGCUUGUAAUAUAGGUUUAAGGUGGGCUGGCUGCAAGAGCACUAAAACUUCUCACCUUUUAAACUGCUCUUUUUAUCUGCUUAUGGGAAUGCCGUCUCUUCAGUGGAAGAUUGGGUGGUCUCAUGUUGAGGCUGUUGCCCAGUCCCAUUAAACCCCUUAUCCCCUCCCAGAAGGAAGAGACAUUGCCCAACUAAGCAUCAGGAAGCUGUGUUAAAAGCCCUUGUGUGGGUUUGGUUUUAUGAUGUUUUUCUCUAGUGGGAAAAACUUAAUACUAUACUUGUUUCUUACUGCCCUUUCUGGGAAGCAGGGCAGUGGCCUCCAGGUUUGUAAAUGAGCUAGAUGCCCCUCUUCCCGCCUCUUCUCUGGUCACCAAACCUGGGUAAGAGCACUUUGAUAUUCCAGGUGUGGUUUUCUCUAGUGUGGGGAUUUCCUCCAGCAGCAGAGCCCCAUCAUCUUCACAGCCUGUGCCCACAGAGCGAGAGUGCUUAGGGCUGCCCUACCCAAUGGAUGUGAAGCUGCUGUCUCCAGAAAUUCAUCCCAGCCCUCCCAACUGGCAAAAGCAAAGAGACUAGCCACUGGCCAUUGCACUGGGGGCAUCCCCUCACGCCACGGCUUCCCAACUUGAAACCCAGAUUUACCUUCAGGGAGAGGUAAGAAAAAACUGUAAAUAGACUUGCUACAGAGCAACUCAGGGUUGGGGUGUGUUUUAAUUCUCCUGGUCACUUGAAAUAAUCUGUAGGCUGAAAGCUUAUGGGGGUGGGGGACAAGUGUGACUCCAGGGUCUUCUGAGAAGCUUUUGGGGUGGAGUAUAGGGCUUCUGAGGCCCUUUGAUGGCACUACACUGAGCUGUCUGUCCUUCUGGAAACCCAGCCUACAAUCAACUGCAAAUCAAAUUCUUCACAUUCCAGUUGUAGUCUUUCUUUCCCUAUUAAAUCUCAGUCCCUGACUAUGUAGUCAGGGUGGCUUUCUAUAAGCCACCCUAAUUUAGGGAAUGGAAGGCAUGACAGCUCUGCCUUCAAGACGCAUCUCUUAAAUACAAAAUGAAAGAAAACUACAGCCACCUUCAAAACACAUUAAAAAAAAAAAGGAAAACUAUUUAACCGAAGGAAGGGUUUGGUUCCAUUCAACUCCACGUUCAUUGUGCCUUUACUUGUGUUAGAUUUCCGUGCUUUCUUCCCCUCGCCCUCUUUGAAGCAAUUAAAAUCUUCCUUGAUAACUGCUGUUUCCUUCUUUCUACUCUUGUUCCUAACAUCUUAUUGGGUUCCCUAAUUGUCCUAAAUCUCAUUCCACUAGUGGCAGAGGGGCCAAACCUACUUUUCUCAUGCCUAACUUUUAUUUCCCAUGAUGACCAGCAUGGAACUCAUAGUCAACACUGAAUAAAAGACUAGAAUGACAUGUUUGAAGAGUGUGAGUGUGUAUGUGUGUGUCCAUCUUUGUCUGCAUGUGGGUCAGUUUCUUUUGAAAAUAAUUUAUUGUAUGAUUUAUUUUGGAGUUAUUUUCUGAUUACAGUGCUCCCUCUCCUAAUUAGUAUGGAUUCCACCCACCCCACCACCACCACCACCACCACUAAAAUGUAUAAUCUGGUCUCAGGUUGGAUUCUUUGGUACAUUUGUUUCUUCUGGAUGCCAUGCAGUUUAAUUAAACCUUACUUAAAAACAAAAACAAAAUACUGGAAACUGUGUACUCUUGUCUGGAAUGCCACCUCAUGUGAUGGCAUAGAGAGGGGAGAAAAUCUGUUGCCUCAUAUGCUAGGUUGGGUAGUGGUUUGACCCCAGGUCCACUGAGAAAGUAGAUACACUGACUUGGGCAGAAGUAUCUGCAGCUUCCUGAGGGUUUUCUCUCCUCCCCUCUGCUGUGUUUUGAAAAAUCACAGUUCUAGUUAGCCAUGCUGACUGGGUGAUUCUGAUAGAGUUGGUCAUUAUUUAUAUGUGUUGCCUAACUUCCCUUUGCUUAUGAUCUCAGGGAACCCAGGACACCCUCUGGCCUUGUGUCCUUUCUUUAUAUCCCUGUGAUUCUUUCAACCUGUGUUGCAUGGCCGAUUCUCACACUAUGGCAUGGAAGAAAAGGUGGGGGCCGAGCAUGCAGGCCUCGUGUGUCUAUUUUUAUGUGGGUAUUGGCUAUUUUUCUUCACUGCUCUUUAAGUUGAAAUCUUAGCUGGCUUUGUUGAACUUUGACUUUCGGUGUAAAAAUUAAACCAGACAUUCUCUGCUUACUAGGGUCAGCUGACAUCACCACUAAGACUUAAUGAGCUUACCUGACACUUUCAUCACUAGCAAAGGUCUUGAAAUUAUUUCCCAUACUGAUCCAUAAUGCGUGUGUGUAUGAAUCACUCUCACAUAAUUUAGAUAUAACAACCUGAGGGGGAGGGAAGGAAGAAGGGGGGAAAGGCCUUUCACUUUCAUCCGUACUUGCCAAAUUGGCUGAAUUCCUGAUUAUUUGGCCCAUCGUUGUUAUUAAUAUGAUUAAUAAACUACCUAUUUAUUGAUUUAA